AUGGUGGGGGAGCACACUAUUGGCUUUCCGUUCGGAGCCAAGGGCGUGCUGGGCACGGCUGGCGAGACCGGCCGGCCAGGCCUGCCUGGUCUCAAGGGCCUGCCGGGUGUGGCCGGCGUGCCGGGGAGGCCCGGGCUGCAGGGUGACCCAGGCCCCAAGGGCCUCUACGACCCGAGCAUCGGUGGCCCGCUGCUCGGGCCUCCCGGCGACCAGGGCGACUACGGCGCGCCGGGCCCCGCCGGCCUGCCCGGCCUGGACGGCCUGGACGGCAGGCCGGGCCCGCGCGGCUGGCGGGGCCCGCCAGGGCCCGACGGACCCGCGGGCCCGCCGGGCCGCCAGGGACCACCGGGCCCGCCCGGGCCGUCGGGCCCGCCGGGUCCGCCGGGUCUGGACGGCUUGCCCGGUCCGGACGGCACGGACGGUCUGCCGGGCCCCAGUGGCCCGCCGGGUGACGACUGUACCCCAUAUGGAGGGUCGCCGUGCCAGAAGGGCGAACGUGGGCUGGCCGGGACUGGCCCGGCCGCCCCGGCCCGGACGGGGUCCGCCGGUCCCCGCGGUCCCUUCGACCACCGGGACUGCCAGGCCUGGGGGGCACCAGGCGCGCCGGGCUUCCGCGACGGCGAGCCUGGCCCCGCCGGCCGGCCCGGCCCCGACGGCCUGGACGGGCUGCCCGGCAGCGCAGGCCUGCCCGGACUGCCGGGCGAGUACGGCGAGCCCGGUCUGCCGGGACUGGACGGCACCGACGGCCGGCCCGGACGUCCGGGCACGGACGCCGACACGUUCAACGUCUUCUACCUGAAGGGAGAGAGCGGUCCGCCCGGCCUAGACGGACCGCCGGGACUGGACGGCCCGGACGGGCCGCCGGGGGAGCCAGGAGACGCCAGCGAGCCCGAUGGCUGGCCCGGCCUGCCCGGCUUCCCCGGCGACCCGGGCUGCCCAUCCUGCCCGGCACGCCCGGACCCAGGCUGGCCCCCGGGCGCGCCCGGCGACAAGGGUGCGAGCGGCGUGUACGGCCCACCGGGGCCUCCGGGCCCGCCCGGCGAGCCCGGUUCGGCCUCCAAGCGCGGCUGCCCGGGCAAAAUCGGCCUGCCCGGCCCACCUGGCUGGCCCGGCACCAUGGGCCCGGACGGGCUGCCCGGACUGCCCGGACCGCCCGGCGACGGCCUCCCCGGCCUGCCCGGCCCGUCCGGCGGUCCCGGGGACCGCGGACCGCCUGGACCGAAUGGCCGAGUCGGUCUCAAGGGCUUGCCCGGGGACACGAACCGCCUGCCGGGCCUGCCGGGCCCACGUGGGGAUCCAGGCGUCGACGGUCGGCCGGGCCCGCGGGGUCCUCGCGGCCGGCCCGGCUCGCCCGGCUUCGGCGGCGACCGGGGCAUGCCCGGCCUGGAAGGCAUGCCCGGCCUGCUCGGACGGACCAAUAGUGUGCUGGGGUUUAUCACUGAGCACUAA
Molecule: messenger RNA, 1449 nt
Organism: Pollicipes pollicipes
Lineage: Eukaryota; Metazoa; Arthropoda; Thecostraca; Pollicipedomorpha; Pollicipedidae
Product: collagen alpha-1(I) chain-like
Exons: 11
Coding region: 1-1449 (482 amino acids)
Cellular component (GO): extracellular matrix
Source: RefSeq, a predicted model, not a curated record